GACAUGACGUUUUUUUGUCAUACAUAUUGUUUUGUUAUUUUAUUGACAUGAGCUGUGUACAGUUUAUCAAGAUAUUAUUUAGUGAUUUGAGAUAACGUUGAGUUCAUCUUCAGAAUGAAGAUAGCAUUGAUAUUAUUCAUAUGUUUUAAAUUAGUUAAUUCAAAUAUCAUUCAAAGAAAGUACCCAGAAGAUCCGUCUUUUUACGACACUUUUGAAACUGAGGCACCGCCGUAUCAGAAUCAAAACUUUUCAGGAUAUAUUCACCAUAAGGAGGUAAAGAAAACAAAGGAGAAUGCCAGAUUUAAAUUAUAUGAUUUGAAUCUUCCCUACUGCCAGAGACCUGCGAAAUGCCAAACAUUGAACUACACCACUUGCAUGGGGGCCAAACUUCCAUAUCAUCGUACAACUUUGGAUUUAACAAACCUAAAAAGUCAAGAGAAAGUUCAAGAAAAACUACAGCUGUAUAAGUACUUGCGAUUUAUUCCUAAAUGUUGGGCUGUUAUACAGCCUUUUUUAUGUUCACUUUAUAUGCCUAAGUGUGAAAAUGAUAAGGUAGAUUUGCCUUCAUAUGAAAUGUGUAAAAUAACUUUAGAGCCUUGUAAGAUAUUAUAUAAUAACUCGGUUUUUCCUGAGUUUUUAAACUGUGAGGAUGAACGCUUGUUUCCUACACAAUGUAAAAAUGAUAUACAUGAAGUAAAAUUCAACACAACUGGCUUUUGUAUGGAUCCCUUAGUGAAGACAGACAAACAGGAAUGGUGGUACCCUAAUAUAGAGGGCUGUGGUUUAAAAUGUAAGGAUUCACUGUACACAGAACAUGAACAUUAUCAAAUACACAAAUUAAUAGCUUAUUGUGCCUUGCUAAGCCUCCUUUGUAAUAUUUUUACAAUUACAACUUUUGUCAUAGAUUGGACAACUGCCAACAAAUACCCUGCUCUAGCCAUAUUUUAUGUGAAUGUCUGCUUCUGCAUUUCCUAUGGGGGUUGGCUAGUUCAGUUUUUAGGGAGUGAAACUAGGGAAGAUAUUAUUUGCAAGAAAGAAGGAACAUUGAGGAAAUCUGAACCCAGUGCCACUGAAAAUUUGUCUUGUGUAGUUGUUUUUGUCAUGGUUUACUAUUUUAUGAUAGCUGGAUUGGUGUGGUUUGUGAUUUUUGGCUAUUCAUGGCAUAUGAAUUCACUCCAAGCUUUAGGUAAAAUACAGGAUAGAGUAGACAGAAAAAGAGCCUAUUUCCAUCUAGUAGCAUGGAGUUUCCCUUUGAUCCUGACUAUAACCACCAUGGCCAUAGGGGAAAUUGACGGUGACUAUGUUACCGGUAUCUGUUUUGUAGGAUUUUUAAACAAAGCGGCUAGAGCUGGAUUAUUACUGAUGCCAUUAGCAGCUACAAUGGUUGCAUCUGGGUAUAUUAUAGGAAAAGGACUCCUUCUUUUGAUCAAAGUCAAAAUAGAGAGCAGAGAAAUUAUAUCUGAACAUUCUAGUAGGAAAAUUAGAUCAAAUAUUGUGAGAAUGGGAGUAUUUACUAUAUUUAUGAUUGUCUUUUGUGUGAUAACAUUCGGAUAUCACCACUACCUCUUUGAAAAUUCAAAGCAGUGGCAUGAGAGUCUACAGAAUUACAUUUUAUGUAAACUGACAAGCUUGAGUUCUGAUUCUACACACUGUAAACAAGAUACGAGGCCCAGUGUUGCCAUGUUGCAACUGCAGCUGUUGGCAGUCUUUGGAUCUGGUAUAGCUAUGGGUUCCUGGGUUUGGUGUGAUGCUACUCUACAUUCUUGGGGAAGAUAUAUUCGAAGAAAAUUUCAUUGUGAAAUAGAAGAACCUAUGAAGCUCCAAAAGCACAAGAUCAUAGCUCAGGCCUUUGCCAAACGAAAAAAGUUCAACGCUGGAGGUCAAAUCUCCAUACUUUGUCAGAAUCAUACAGAUCCUGUUGGUCUUCAAUUCGAGUUGAAUAGCGCUGCUAGCAACGAACUAAGUACAACAUGGGCGGCGAAUUUGCCGCGAUUGGUCAACAGAAGAGGAGCAGUGCCCAAUGAAGUGACCUAUUCCGUGUCAAGCAAUAAUCAUUCGUUGGAUAGCGAGGUCAGUUUGAACUUCAGACAUGUUAGUAUCGAAAGCAGGAGGAAUUCUGGAGAUAGCCAGGUUUCGGUGCAGAUAGCUGAACUUAAGGCCACCAGAAAGACGAACUCCAGAAGACACAGAAGCAGGCACAAAUCCAGCCGACAUUUCAGAAGCCACUCUAGGAAUAUCGGAACUUCUAGAAGACUAUCCAAAUCUGGAACCAAACGGGAGAGUAGCACUAGUUUAGAUUCUCACCUUCAAAUCAUUAACGCCUUAACAACCACUGCAGAUGUCAAAAGCUUUAGGCCGAAUCUGAAUAGACGCACCGGUAAUGCUGGAUUGGAUGACUCUCAUAUCAAUAAUCUCUUGUCAAAUGGGAAGCUUAGAAUACCUUGUCACAUAAAUAACUGCAGGAGCGGCAGCGAAGACGAAAAUGUUUCAGUGACCAUAUCAGAAAGCACCUUUAACAUGAAACUCAGUAAUGUUAAUAACCUAGACCUCAACGAUGAACUGGCCCUGAAAUCACUUCGCGAAGGUAUACAUAUCGAAGAAAUAAACACAUCUAGUGAUACAGACGAAUGUCAUAAGUACAACAAGGACUUCGAGCAGGAGAAAAGGUCCAGAAAAGGAUCUGGAAGGGAUUCACAUUCAAGCAGAAGGUCAAGGAGGUCUAAGACAAUAAGAAAAAAGUAUUCAGAAGACUCAGACAGUUGCCACAUGAAGAGCGACAGUUCCUCUUAUCCAGAAAUCAAACAGCUCGUCCAGAGCUCCUUGAACUCUGGAAAUUCCGUCUGCAAUGACAAAAAUCGAGGCUCUAGACAGUCCAAAACAUCCAUCGACGUUGCUGUUCAAGCCAACGCUCAAGACCUGGACUACGAACUAAAAAACCUGAAAAAGACUGAAGACGAAAAACACAAAAGUAAACAGACUAAAACUAGAGAAAAUAGGUACAAGAAAGCUAGAAGAAGCUCCGAAAUUGAACUUAGUAAAAAGAACAACAGAUCAAAGGAGAUAUACAAAAAAUACGGCAGCUCCGAAGAAAGAAAAUCGUUGAGAAGUGAUUCCGACGAAGAAAAUUUGCUGGAAAGUAGUUCCAAAAUUAAUAUUAAGAGAAUGCAAAUAGUAUAAAUAUGGGUUUUGUAAACACGUUUUAAAUAUUUGUAAACUAAUGUUUAUUAAGAGAUUUUUGAAAAAUUUUCGCUUUUACUGGAAAAGCAAUCUACAGUGAUUCUCCUUCUCUAUAUUCUCCGUUUUCUACAGUUUCCUGUAUCUGUUUUUAGAUACGACUUUUUUGGCUCUCAUAUUGAAGAGAGUAGCUGUAAAUAAUACAUUCGAAUGUGGAAAAUAUUAGAUUUAAUUAAAUUUGAACUGAUAUUACUAGCUGUGAUCUUAAAAACACGACAAUUGGGUACAUUUUAUUGCGCACGGAGCUCAGCUUCUUAUUCACCUGAGUAAAACACAUAAAACAAAAAAUCGAAAUUUUUGAAUAAGCUACUAAGUAAACAGAUCCAAACAAUAGACUGAAAAAUGCUUGAUGUAAAAACCGAAAUGUAAAAAAGAGAUCCUGAAAUUGAACGCAGAAACCCAUAAAUGAAUAUGUAUGCAUCAACACUCAAAUGAAGAGGAAAAUCAAAGAAAACUCAUAUAAAAAUUGAACUAUCACAGAACAAAUAUUAUAAUAUAUUUAAUGUAUACAGGAAAUACCGAAAAAUUUCAAAAAAAUAAUGAUGAAACUAUUAUCGUAAUAAUGACGAUAAAAUAAUUAAAACUAUAAGGAGAAAUAAUUGUAAACACUGAAUUUUAUAUAGAAUAACUUUCCGCAAAUCAAAAAAAUGAAAAAUUUUCCCUCAUAGAUUUGCUUAUGGACAUUUGGUAAUGGAUAUGCGCUAGGAGAAGAACAAGAAAGCAAUAUUUAGACGACAAACUAUGGAAUAACAAUUGAUCUCUUGUUGAUCAUGUUUGUGUUAAAUUCUGUGAGUAUUCCAAAAGGUGAUAGCUUACACAAUUGUCAAAUUUGUGUUUACACAUUAAUCAAAAUAUAUUUAAUUAAAAAUUCAAAACGUUUUUUGACUUGCCAGUCAAUCUUCAGUGAACAAACACUGGUUGAGUUUAAAUUGAUAAAACCACAUUUACAGGUUAAAUUGUAUGGCAGAAUGCCGAUGCUAUUAGAUUGCCAACCGGUAAUGUAAGUCUCUACUUGAAUGAGUUUUACUACAUGUACAAGUCCGAAAACGUUUUUAACGUAAUCCUUUUUGAUUUUUAAAAUUCAAUUUUCAAUUAAAUGUGCCUAUUACAACAGAAGUGUUUUACUUCAAUGUUAGAGUAUUUUAACUAUGGUAUACAGCCAACUCCAGGGAAUUAUCCCCUUUUUAACUUUAAGAUUAAUAAAAAUGGAUGAAUUUGUAAAUUUUUAGUGUAAUUAAAGUUUUACAUAUUUUUCAUAUCAUUUUCAUUUUAUAAAAAAUGUUUUGAUAUUACUUUUUGUAAGUUUUUGUACUUCCAACUUUUGUAAUAUACAUUUUUGUAUUGUAG
Diabrotica balteata is the source of this 4581-nucleotide messenger RNA. NCBI's taxonomy places the organism in Eukaryota, Metazoa, Arthropoda, Insecta, Coleoptera, Chrysomelidae. The record is from the annotation of a GenBank genome assembly.